This is a messenger RNA of Fomitiporia mediterranea MF3/22, 1125 nucleotides long. RefSeq names its product xylitol dehydrogenase. The transcript has 11 exons. Gene Ontology annotation, biological process: D-sorbitol catabolic process. The record is from RefSeq and is a predicted model, not a curated record. Gene Ontology annotation, molecular function: zinc ion binding; L-iditol 2-dehydrogenase (NAD+) activity. Bases 1 to 1125 code for a protein of 374 amino acids. Lineage: Eukaryota; Fungi; Basidiomycota; Agaricomycetes; Hymenochaetales; Hymenochaetaceae.
AUGAGCAACAAGUCUUUCAUCCUUCGUGGUAUCAACGACGUUAUCUAUGAAGAGCGACCCGUACCGGAAGUCGGUGACGAUGAGGUCCUCGUCGAAGUCAAGAAAACUGGCAUAUGCGGAUCCGAUGUUCAUUAUCUUGUCGCUGGCCGGAUAGGCGACUUCAUUGUCGACAAACCCAUGGUCCUCGGCCAUGAGUCGUCCGGCAUUGUAGCGAAAGUCGGACCAAAAGUGACAAACCUCAAGGUAGGCGACAAAGUCGCGAUGGAACCGGGAGCGACGUGCCGUACCUGUGAAGCCUGCAAAGCCGGCAAGUACAAUCUCUGCCCGGACGUCGUCUUCGCUGCAACUCCGCCCUAUGACGGAACACUCGGGAAGUUCUACAAAAUCCCCUCCGACCUGGCGUAUAAGCUUCCGGACAACCUCACUCUUGAGGAUGGCGCGAUGAUGGAGCCCCUCUCCGUCGCAGUGCACGCAGUCUCAACGCUCGCACAGCUGCGCGCGAACCAGUCUGUCGCGAUAUUCGGAUGCGGACCAGUCGGCUUGCUGUGCAUGGCAGUUGCAAAGGCUCUGGGCGCAUCGCGUAUCAUCGCAGUCGACAUCGUGCCCUCGCGCGUGGAGUUCGCGGUAUCGUACGCCGCGACGGAGGGUUUCCUCCCGCCGCCAUUCGAACAGGGCGAGACGAAGUUGGCAUACUCGAAGCGCGCAGCGGGGCUUCUGAAAGAGAAGCUCGGUGUGGAGGAACGCGGUCCGAAGGGUCUCGACCACGUUAUCGACGCGAGCGGGGCGGAAGUGUGUAUCCAGAUGGGACUGUUGCUCGCGAAGACGGGCGGCACGUUCGUUCAGCUUGGAAUGGGUUCCUCGGAGGUGCAGAUCCCGAUCACGCUGCUGCUCGUGAAGGAACUCAACGUGAAAGGCUCCUUCCGCUACGGCCCCGGCGACUAUGCUCUGUCGAUCGCGCUUGUGUCGUCCGGUAAGAUCAACCUGAAGCCGCUGGUGACGCACAGAUACUCGUUCGAGCACGCCGUGGAAGCGUUCGAGACGACGAAAAUGGGGAAGAGCCCCGACGGAAAGCCGGUAAUCAAAUGCAUGAUUUCUGGUAUUGGUGUCUCCACAGAGGAUCUAUAA